AUGGCGCUGCCCAAUAUCUCAAUCCAUUAUCGAAGGAUACCUUCCUUCAUCAAUCAUUCGCGCAAACUCCUGGUAUUCCUGUUAUCACUUAAUCUCAUACUUUCAAGCAACCUCUUUCUCGGAUCACACAAUUCUGUAGACUCGUGGACGAUAUUCAAUACUGCCUCCGUGGAAAGUGAAGAAGAAAAUUAUUUCGGAUCACGACCGAUGGAUUUUGAUCGCACAGAUAUACCGAGGAAUAUUUUAGUAGGAUCCUAUAUUGGAGGCAUCGGCCAUCUUAGACCUGCAUUAGAAAUCGGCAAGAUUUUAAUUAGGCGUGGAUACAAUGUAGCAUUGGUGGCACCCGGAAAUUUCACACCGUCACCCGAAUACCAAAACAUCCGUCAAUUCUCAACCGGACCAAAAUUCGAUACCAAAGUUUUACCUGUCUAUCAAAAACUAUUCGCCGAAGAGUACACGUUCAAGAAGUUCAAGCUGCAAAGGAAAUUAUCAAAUUCAGAAUAUUUGAGUCGAUUUCAGGUGUACAUGCGAGCGGCAGCAGAGUUUAAGCCGGACUUGUUCUUUUGCGAUUUUCUGAUGAAUGAGGUGUGUUAUGAUGUAGCUUGGAAGCUGAGAAAGCCAGUCGUUGGAAUAAGUGCAGGAUUGACUCGUAAGUGA
Messenger RNA from Acaulospora colombiana, 657 nucleotides. The record is from the annotation of a GenBank genome assembly. Lineage: Eukaryota; Fungi; Glomeromycota; Glomeromycetes; Diversisporales; Acaulosporaceae.